AUGACUGUUCAAGGCCAUCGCACCCAUCCCCUCCACGCCUUGAGCGAGGAGGAGAUGCUCAAAGCUGCAGACAUAGUGAGAGGGCUCGUCAAGGAGAAGUUUGAGGGAAGGGAGGAGGUCAGGUUCAAGCACACGACACUUUCCGAACCCCCCAAGUCACUUCUACUUCCAUAUUUGGAUGCUGAGAGCAACGGUGUUCCUAUCCCUGCCCGCCCUUUCGUACCUAGAUGUGCCGAAGUCCUCUAUACCUUCCCUGGCAAGCCAGGUUUCACCGAAAGCAUUGUCAGUCUGGACACAGGAACGGAGGUCAAGUCGACUUUAUCCAAGCCUGGUGAUCAUGCCGGCUUCGACAGGGACGAGGUCAUUGCUUUCAACUAUGCCAUUCUAUCUCACCCCGAGGUCCUGGAGGCCAUCAAGAAAUUAGGUCUGGACCCCAACGUGACAGUCCAAUGCGACACUUGGCCAUUCGGAGCAGACAAGGACUCUUCCCUGGAGACCCCGAGACUGGUCCAGGCCAUGCUGUACGCUAGAGCCCCGCACAAUCACCUGGAGAGUAACAUGUACUCUUACCCACUUCCCAUUUCCCCCGUCAUUGACUCUGUCGAUCUGAAACUCAUUCGGAUUGACGCUCUGCCAACGGGUGGCAAGGAGGACGGAGCGGCCAUUCAUACCGCACCAGAGGCCCCUCUUGCUCACUGCGUUGAGAAUGAAUAUCACCCUGAUCUUCUGAGCGUUCCGCUGCGAGAAGGCCUCAAGCCUCUUAUCGUUCAGCAGCCUGAAGGACCUAGUUACACCGUGCAAGAUGGAAACUCCAUCUCUUGGCAGAAGUGGCGGUUCCGCAUUGGCUUCAAUUGGCGAGAGGGCAUGACUAUUCAUGAUGUCAGGUAUGAUGGACGAAAGACGUUUUAUCGUUUGAGCAUGAGCGAGAUGACUGUACCAUAUGGAGACCCCAGAUAUCCCUACCAUCGUCGACAAGCUUUUGAUCUCGGCGAUGCUGGAGCGGGUUUGACAGCAAAUAACCUGAAGCUCGGUUGUGAUUGCCUGGGGCAUAUCAGUUACUUCGAUGCUUUGCUCACCGCUUCCGACGGACAGCCUUACCAAGCUCCCAACGUGAUCUGUCUGCACGAACAGGACGCUGGUAUUGGAUGGAAGCACACCAAUGCCCGAACUGAUGUUGCCGCCGUUACCCGAGCCCGAACUCUCGUGGUUCAGAGCAUCAUCACCGUCGGAAACUACGAAUACGCAUUCUCCUGGCACUUCUGGCAAAACGGAACCAUCGAGUUCGAGACAAGAGCCACUGGAAUUCUCGCCACCAGUCUCAUCGACGAGGGGAAGACUAGCCAUUGGGGUAACGUCGUGUCUCUAGGUGUUCUAGCCGCCAACCACCAGCAUCUCUUCAGUCUGCGUAUCGACCCUAUGAUCGAUGGUCUUGAGAAUACUCUCGUACAGGAAGACUCCAUCGGUUUGCCCAUGUCCGAGGAGAAUCCCUACGGCAAUGCUUGGAAGCUGCACAAGACCUUUGUCGAAAAGAGCUGCGCCUUGGAUUUCGACCCACAGAAGGCUCGAGUGUUCAAGAUCGUCAACGAGAAGAAGCUCAACCCCAUCUCCAAGAACCCAGUCGGUUACAAGGUUAUAGCCCCACCAGCACAGCUCCUCAUGGCCGAUCAAGCCUCCCUCGUCCGCAAACGCGCUCGCUUCGCAGAGCAUCAUAUGUGGGUGACGCGGUACAAGGAUGAUGACCUCUGGGCCGGAGGAAAGUGGACUAACCAGAGUAUGAUUGAGAAGGACGGUGUGGCGGAUUACGCGGCGCGGAAUGAUAAUGUUCGAGGCGAAGAUCUGGUCGUGUGGGCGACGUAUGGUCUCACGCAUAAUCCAAGGGUGGAGGACUACCCAGUUAUGCCUGCGGAGGCUAUUACUGUUUCGCUGAAGCCGGCUGACUUCUUUGAUCGCAAUCCUGCUCUUGACGUGCCCCCUAGCACUCAGGCUGUCAACAAGAGUGUCCUGGUCCCCGCCAAUGGUGUUAGCAAUGGGGACCAACAGGAGGUCUGCUGCCGAUGA
This is a messenger RNA of Fusarium tjaetaba, 2058 nucleotides long. RefSeq names its product copper amine oxidase 1. The coding region runs from base 1 to 2058 and encodes 685 amino acids. Lineage: Eukaryota; Fungi; Ascomycota; Sordariomycetes; Hypocreales; Nectriaceae. The record is from RefSeq and is a predicted model, not a curated record. Gene Ontology annotation, molecular function: copper ion binding; primary methylamine oxidase activity; quinone binding. Gene Ontology annotation, biological process: amine metabolic process. The transcript has 4 exons.